UCUGGUGUUAUAUAUUAAAAUAUUAUUUUAAGUACAAUCCAUUUUCAGAAAAGUUGCAAUCACUUAUUGGAUUUUGGUAAAUUACUAUGCAUACGGACAUUUAUAAACUUUAUUAUUUAACAGUUACUCACUUAUCAGUUAUCAGAGGCACAGGACUUAAAUACAAAGACGACGAUGGAUAUACUUACUGGAAAAAUCGACAAUGUCGAAUGCACUUAACUAUUCGUUGUGCAUCCUGGAGAGCUGGUUGUCGUGCAAAAGGCAAAGUUUUUAAUAGCGACACUUCGAAAGUUUUGCUGCUGACAGGCCAUGAAACUCAUCCAGAAAACCAAUUGGCAUUAAAUAGGUUCAAAAAUAUUUGUAAUCAACGGGCACAGGCUGAACAAAUAUCACUUCGGGUCAUUUAUAACGAAUAAAAUAAUAAUGAAAUAUAAAACCGACAUUAUAAUUUUUUUGUCACGUCUGCACCGAAAGUUUAGUUGUCGAUGACGGUUGAAGCGGAAAGUGACCUUUUCCGUCCAGUGGGCAGUAAAGUGGAAAUCUCAAAACGUGGUAAUUUUAAGCGCAAUUGGUAAACUCUCUAACCAGACACUGAUCGAUUAACGCAGAGGUUUGACAAAAAAUAGUUAGUGUGGCU
Messenger RNA from Metopolophium dirhodum (rose-grain aphid), 637 nucleotides. RefSeq lists its product as uncharacterized. The coding region runs from base 87 to 416 and encodes 109 amino acids. NCBI's taxonomy places the organism in Eukaryota, Metazoa, Arthropoda, Insecta, Hemiptera, Aphididae. The transcript is spliced from 4 exons. The record is from RefSeq and is a predicted model, not a curated record.